UGCGGACCCACCAUGAUCCAGGCUGCAUUGUUCCUUGGCUGUAUCUUACUGUCCUCGGUGACCGCCUUUCCGCAGAAGACUCAGGAAGGCGGCCUGCCAGCUGCCACAGAAACUGAGCCUCCCUCCAGCGAGACCCCUCCUCCAACCCCCAGCAUCUGCCAGAACCUCCUGUCUGUGGUGCCCUCCAUAGCUCCCCAGUCUGAGUACUUGUCCCUCUUAGCGCUCAGAGUCGUCCUGGAGAACACUGGGUGCCCUGCUGAGGCCUACGCCGUGCUGCAGCUCAGUGCAUCGGGAGGAAAAGACAGCACCGAAACCCCGAAUCAACAGCAUAGCCAGGAGGAAAGGCUUGGCAAUACCGAAGUCAUCCUAAGGCAUCUGGUGCCAGCGCCCAGGGGGAUGAAGAGGGUCCAGCGCUCCGUUGCCCUGCCUGAGGUCUGUACCUCUCAGCCGGGGUGGACAUUCCACGAGAUGGCUCAGCUGAUGCUUGAGACGGCAGAAAGGCUCCCUUCCACUGACCUGGUGAGAGAGUUCAAGGCUUCUGCAGUCAAUGCCACCCAGGAGUGUACCUUGGAGUCUUGGGAACGUGUGAAUGAAGUAGCCAUGAGGCUGAUGAGAAGCCCAGAAAUUGAAGCUGCCGAGAUUCCCAUAGAAGAUCAAGUGUACAUGUUUUCUCAACUCACAGUCUUUAUGAAUCGUGUUUUCGUGAACCUUCUGUGGGAAUAUUUUUGGACCUAUUUUGGAUAAAGGCCUCCUAGGCACCUUUAGUAGGUGUGCACACAGCAGCUGUCCAUGGUGUAUAGCAAGACUCCGGCUGCAUUUUACUAUCAAGAUACAUUAUCUUCCUUUGAUCCUAAUGCGUGAAGACACUGAUAUGGCUAAAGUCUUUUAGUUUUUAAAUGCUAUAGGAAUUGCAAUUUCCCUUUUUACCUACUUAACACGUUCUAAUUCCCCAGCUGAAUUCUGUGCCUUGGUUGUAUUCAUCUUCAUUUGUUUUGGGAUAUUAAUGGAAGGAAGGUUUGUUUUGGUUUUGAGACAGGAUCUGACCAGGCAACCGUUGCUGGCCUGGAACUCAGAGAUCCACCUGCCUUUGCCUCCAAGUGCUGAGAUUAAAAGGUGUGCACCACCAUGUCUGGAUUUGUCCUGGUAUUUUGAGAUUGUCUUGUUUCAUGACUAUUGCUAUUGCUGUGUAGCCCAGGCUAGCCUCAAAUCUCUUGCUAUGUAGCCCAGGCAGAUUUAUGGGACUCCUACUUCAGCUUUCCAAGUGCUAGGAUUAUAG
Apodemus sylvaticus (European woodmouse) is the source of this 1276-nucleotide messenger RNA. RefSeq lists its product as uncharacterized. The coding region runs from base 13 to 744 and encodes 243 amino acids. Gene Ontology annotation, biological process: cholesterol metabolic process. The transcript has a single exon. Lineage: Eukaryota; Metazoa; Chordata; Mammalia; Rodentia; Muridae. The record is from RefSeq and is a predicted model, not a curated record.